UGUCAAGUCAACUCCGUAAACUCAUACCCAAGAAGUGUCAAAAUUUUAAAGUUGAAAUGUUCUUCUGAAUCAUUCUUUCCACGUCUGGACACGCCCGGAGUAUAAUUUAUGCUGUGGGACACUCUCAUUACCGGUUUUGUUGUUCUAUUAGAUUAUCCUUAUGAAUGCAGUUUUGAUUAUUUGUUAGGGUUUUUUUAAGGUUAGGUCCAGUAUUUGGUUUCAGCUAAGUUAAAUAACAUUUAAGACUAAUGUCCUGAGCCAUAUUUCUGCUGUUCAAAACGUAAUUUCUUUACUAGUGAAAACAAUGAGUAACCACCUUACAGGAGGGAAAGCUAAUGUAGCUCUUCUGCAAGAGUCAAUCCGAAAUGAACUUCUUACCUUGGUGGAUAAGUGUGAUGGAAGUAAGGUUAUCGUUUUGGAUGAAGAUUUAAACGGACCAAUUGGAUUGGUCGCCAAAUCAUCAGAUCUUCAAGCUCAUGGAAUAUCAAAAGCAUUUAUUUUACGUGGAGGUCGAUUGCCUUUGUGUGAUGCAAGAAACGUCAUUUUCAUCACAAGACCACUACUGAAGUUAAUGGACUUGAUAUCUGAAAAUAUUCAUGGGGAAGAAAAAAGUAAAGUUAGAAAAGAAUUUCACAUCAUAUUUGUUCCAAGAAAAAGCUUACUUUGUGAAAAAAGAUUGAAGAACAAAGGAGUGUUUGGGAAUCUGAACUUCAUUGAUGAACUACCCUGUGACAUUUUCCCCUUUGACAGUGACCUGAUGUCCAUGGAGCUACCACAUGCCUUUAAGGAGUUUCAUCUGGAGAAUGACCCCAGCACGCUGUACCAGGCUGCCCAAGCUAUCAUGACCCUCCAGGACAUGUACGGCGUCAUACCUCGGGUCUGCGGAAAGGGUGUGGCAGCGCAGCAUGUGUGGGACCUGAUCUGUCGUCUGUCACUGGAGCCGCGGCCAGGCCGGCAGACGACGGCUGCUCCACAUAUUGAUCAGUUGUUGUUGUUGGAUCGAGCAGUCGACACAAUUUCCCCACUCGCCACACAGCUGACUUAUGAGGGGUUGAUUGAUGAGUUUUUUGGCAUUUGCAAUACGACUGUUCAUCUUCCCGCUCACAAGUUUGCUCAGUCAGACGAUGAGCCUCAGAGUGAUAUGAUACAGAAUAAGAAGAAGGUGGUUUUAAACUCAGGAGAUCAGAUGUUUGCAGAGAUCAGAGACAAAAACUUCAAUGCUGUCGGACCGGCUCUGAGCAAGAAAGCCAAGCUGAUUUCAUCACAGUUGGACGAACGUCACGGCGACAAGACCAUUCAGGAAAUGAAACAAUUUGUCGCGAGACUUUCCCACUUAAUGGCAACUAAAAAGUCGCUGGCCACCCACACGACAAUAGCGGAGAUGAUCAAGGAGGUGACGGACUCGACGGAGUUUCUAGACACAUUGCGAGCUCAGCAGGAGAUGAUGUUGUGUGUGGACACGGACAAGGUUCAGCCGUACAUAGAGGACUGCAUUGCUCACAAGGAAUCUUUAGUCAAGGUGCUGAGACUGAUCUGUCUGCAGUCGGCGACCAACAGCGGCCUCAAACAGAAGGUGUUGGACUACUACAAGCGGGAGAUCGUCCAGGCGUACGGCUUCCAUCACAUCUUGACCUUGACUAACCUUGAGAAGGCCGGACUACUUAAACUUCAGGAUAGACAUCGAGUGUACCCAGUAGUUCGUAAACUGCUUCGCCUCACAGUGGAGGACGGUAACGAGGUUGCUCCGACAGACAUGAGCUACGUACACAGUGUUUACGCACCGUUGUCAGCUCGUCUGGCGCAACACAUGGCUCGAAAUAGUGGCUGGCGCAACCUGGCUGAUGUGUUACCUCUGCUGCCCGGACCUACGCUGGACGAGACACAGGCUACCGGUGCUCAGCCACACAGGCGUGGAUCCAUUGACAGCAAACAGUCUACUGGAAGUGACGUAGCAACGAAGGUCAUUCUCGUGUUUUUCCUCGGUGGUUGUACGUUUGCAGAGAUUUCCGCCCUACGUUUCCUAUCCCACCAACCUGAUUCCAACGUGGAGUUUCUGAUAGCCACUACCAAGCUAAUAAACGGCAACACCUUCAUAGAGUCAUUGAUGGAACCGUUGCCAGUUCCCAGCUGAUCCGGUGUGUAGAUCAAAGGACAGUGAUUCCAAGUUUAAAAUGAAGACUACAAUUAUGUAUUUCUUACAAAGCUUAUGCUUUUUAUAAUCUAGUCUAUUGUUAUGUAUUACAGUUUGUUAUUUUAAUUUACACAUUUUAAAAGCAAAGUAUUGAUAUGUUAAACAUAAAUUUGUUCUAUUAUUUAUGUACAGCUUUACAAUAUAUAGAAA
Messenger RNA from Macrosteles quadrilineatus (aster leafhopper), 2341 nucleotides. It is a transcript of the gene car, whose product is annotated as vacuolar protein sorting-associated protein 33A. Gene Ontology annotation, cellular component: CORVET complex; lysosome. The record is from RefSeq and is a predicted model, not a curated record. NCBI's taxonomy places the organism in Eukaryota, Metazoa, Arthropoda, Insecta, Hemiptera, Cicadellidae. The transcript is spliced from 14 exons. Gene Ontology annotation, biological process: intracellular protein transport; vesicle-mediated transport. Bases 305 to 2131 code for a protein of 608 amino acids.